Molecule: messenger RNA, 1653 nt
Organism: Miscanthus lutarioriparius
Lineage: Eukaryota; Viridiplantae; Streptophyta; Magnoliopsida; Poales; Poaceae
Source: the annotation of a GenBank genome assembly
AUGGGGACUCGGCAGCGGGUCCUCGCGCCAUGGGCGGUGCUGCUGCUCGCGCUGCAGCUCGCCGGUGCCUCCCAUGUCAUCCACCGGAGCCUGGAGGCCGAGGCGGCACCGGCGUCGGUGCCAGCCUCCAUUGUCAGCCCCCUGCUCAGGACGGGAUACCAUUUCCAGCCACCAAUGAACUGGAUCAACGCUCCAAUGUACUACAAGGGAUGGUAUCACUUGUUCUACCAGUACAACCCCAAGGGCGCGGUAUGGGGCAACAUCGUGUGGGCUCACUCCGUCUCACGCGACCUCAUCAACUGGAUCGCGCUGGAGCCCGCCAUCUACCCGAGCAUCCCGUCCGACCAGUACGGCUGCUGGUCGGGCUCGGCGACGAUGCUGAAAGACGGCACGCCGGCGAUCCUGUACACGGGGAUCAACCGCCCCGACAUCAACUACCAGGUGCAGGUGGUCGCGUUCCCGAAGAACGCGUCGGACCCGCUGCUCCGGGAGUGGGAGAAGCCCGCGGCGUACAACCCGGUGGCGGCGCCGGUGGGCGGCAUCAACGCGACGCAGUUCCGCGACCCGACCACGGCGUGGUACGCGGACGGGCACUGGCGGAUGCUGGUGGGCAGCGUGCGGGACGCCCGCGGGAUGGCGCUCGUGUACCGGAGCCGGGACUUCAGGACGUGGAGGAAGGCCAAGCACCCGCUGCACUCGGCGCUGACGGGGAUGUGGGAGUGCCCGGACUUUUUUCCGGUGUCCGGGCCGGCGCUCCGUGACGGGCUCGACACCUCCGAGGCCGCCGCCAAGUACGUGCUCAAGAGCAGCCUGGACCUCACACGGUAUGACUACUACACCAUCGGGUCGUAUGAUAAGAGGAAGGAUCGGUACUACCCGGAUAACACCAACGGUGACUACCACCGGCUGCGAUACGACUACGGCAACUUCUACGCGUCCAAGACGUUCUACGACCCGGCGAAGCGGCGGCGGGCGAUCCCAAGGAAGAUCUGGCUGGACCCCACCGGGAAGCAGCUGCUGCAGUGGCCCAUCGAGGAGGUUGAGAAGCUCAGAGGAAAGCCCGUCAGUGUGGGCGCCAAGGUAGUCAAGCCCGGCCAGCAUUUUGAGGUCACAGGCCUCGCAACCUACCAGGCCGAUGUGGAGGUGACCUUCGAGAUCUCGAGCUUGGAGAAGGCGGAGCCCUUCGACCCGGCGUACGACAACGACGCGCAGAAGCUGUGCGGCGUCAAGGGCGCGGACGUCAAGGGCGGGGUGGGGCCCUUCGGCCUGUGGGUGCUGGCCUCUGCCGACCUGCGGGAGAAGACGGCCGUCUUCUUCAGAGUCUUCAAGGACGGAUACGGCAAGCCCAAGGUGCUCAUGUGCACCGACCCCACCAAGUCAUCUCUUAGUCCAGAUCUGUACAAGCCGACCUUCGCGGGCUUCGUCGACACUGACAUUUCAAGCGGGAAGAUUGGUCUCAGAAGCUUGAUCGAUCGGUCCGUGGUGGAGAGCUUCGGCGCGGGAGGCAGGACCUGCAUCCUGUCACGGGUCUACCCGUCCAUCGCCGUUGGAAAGGAGGCUCACCUCUACGUUUUCAACAACGGUGGCGUGGACGUCAAAGUGUCAAGCCUGACUGCCUGGGAGAUGAAGAAACCGCUGAUGAACGGCGCCUAA